Molecule: messenger RNA, 419 nt
Organism: Ananas comosus (pineapple)
Lineage: Eukaryota; Viridiplantae; Streptophyta; Magnoliopsida; Poales; Bromeliaceae
Product: eukaryotic translation initiation factor 2 subunit beta-like
Exons: 4
Coding region: 129-386 (85 amino acids)
Source: RefSeq, a predicted model, not a curated record
UCCGUUUCUUAUGAUCAGGUUACAGGUGCUUUGAGGAUUUGAGUAGGUGCUCAAUAUGGCGGAGGAGAACACAUCACAGAUGAAAGAGGAGGUGCCAGAGGUAGUCAUAUUUGAUUUAUUUGGUGCUGAUGAUUGUGCAGCUUGCACCUUUCGACCCUACGAAGAAAAAGAAGAAGAAGAAGAACGUGGUGAUUCAGGACCCUGCAGAUGAGGUGGAUAAGUUGGCUGAGAAGACUAAGAAUUUAACAGUUGCUGAGUCUGGUGAGCCAAGCUUUGCUGGGAUGAAAAAGAAAAAGAAGAAACCAGUGGAAACUGAUUUCCUUAUUAAUGAUGAGAAUGGGAAACUAGAGAGGAUGUUGCUGGUAAGCAGUGCCUGUCAUGCAUGAAAUAUGUAGUUUGUAGUUUGUACUUUGUAAAGG